ACGCCGAAGCGGAUUUGCCACGUGACCCCCGGACAACGUUGCGUUCAUCGCCCUUGUCUCGCCGUCCCGGCGUUUCAAAUUGCAACAUCGUCAUAAACCAAGUUUCCACUCAUAAAAGCCAGGAAGGUUACAGAGCAAAAACCAGGCUCGUACCGUACACCGCAAGAUGCCUGCCUCUUUGGACUCCUCCCGCCCCAUCAUGUCCCCAUCGACCCGCACGUCGGUUCGGUACAGCACCUUCAGCAUGACCGCGCCGUCCAUCACCCCGACGGUCCUCAGCACCGACAGUGUGACCGCCGAGAUCCGCCCGAUCGUCGACGGGCUCGAGCGCCUCAAGAACCCGCGCCUCUCCGACCAGCGCGUGUACCUGAACGAGGAGAAGACGGCCAAUCUGCAGAAGCUCGCGCUGGGCGCCAAACUCGACCGCGCGCUCGGCCGGCGGAUGACGGGCCAGGAUGCGGUUAUGCGGCCGCGAAAGCCGUCGGUUGUGGAGGUCACCAACGAGAAGAAGGCGUGAAAGCGGUCGAUUACCGAGGGAUGAGGUGGGAUCAGUUCUAAUACGGGAAGGGGCCUCGUACCGGCAUGAGAUGGGGGAGCGAUAAACGUGGGAGGGUGUGGGAUGGCUUCUGGAACGACGAACUGUGCUGGAUGUCUCUCAACCACCCGCUUAUUGGGGAGCGACGACGAGCCGUCCGGGCAUUUGCGAGCCAUCGACUACGGGUUGGAAGGGAGGACGAUUCGUCAUCGGGGUGCCUGGAUUCUCUGUCUUGUUUGUCCGUAUUUCUGGCAUCAUCUACUGGCAUUACUUCCAUUUUGGCGGAUCACAACUACAAGGAUCCAAAGUGGGCAUGUUACAAUGUUUUCGAAGGGAGGGUGGUUAGGGCAUGAGGAAGCUGGGGGAUUGGGAGGGCAGCUUUCCAGCAUUGGCAUUUCCUUUGGUCAUUGUACCAUAACCGAACG
This is a messenger RNA of Chaetomium strumarium, 960 nucleotides long. RefSeq lists its product as uncharacterized. Lineage: Eukaryota; Fungi; Ascomycota; Sordariomycetes; Sordariales; Chaetomiaceae. Bases 167 to 517 code for a protein of 116 amino acids. The transcript is spliced from 2 exons. The record is from RefSeq and is a predicted model, not a curated record.